UCAAGGAACAUCUGGCUCUGCCGGGUUCAGCUUAAGGGUAAACGGAGGUCCAUUUGUGAGCAAUGGAGGUCCUCCACUCACACUCUAUCCCCACUAUCAAUUUUUCAAAACUCAAUUUCCCCAAAUUUCACAGACGGAUUCGUCGGAUUCGACUAACUUCACUCAAACUUCACGGCAUUAGAGCUGAAGCAUCGUCAUUGUCAUCUUCACCCUCUCUGUCUCCGUCGACGGCCGGGGAGAAGAUGGUGGUGGAGCUAGUAGGAGCUUUCAAUGAACUAACGGAAAGGAUGAACGUGUUGUCAACAAGUUCUUCCCGUUUACUCUUCAAGGCUCUUAAGCUCUCAAUUCCUAUACUUCAAGGCUUGCCUCUGUCUCCUGAUUCUCGCUCUCCGCUCACCAAAGCCUUGUCUGUUGCUCUUCUCCUUGCCGAUCUUCAGAUGGAUGCUGAAGUGAUUUCAACUGGGAUAUUGAGGCAAGCUGUUGAGGCAGGUGUGGUUUCUACACAACAAGUGAGGGAUCAGAUUGGUGUUGGUACUGCUCAUUUGUUGCAUGAAAGUUUGCGUUUUAAGAAUAAUAUUAAUUUAAAGUUACAAGUUUUGGAUGAUGAUACUGCUGCUGCUUUGAGAAAGUAUUGCUUGACUUACUAUGACAUAAGGGCCUUGAUUCUAGACUUGGCUAUUAAACUAGAUAUGAUGAGACAUUUGGACUACUUGCCUAGGUAUCAACAGCUAAUGGUUUCUCUUGAAGUUUUGAAAAUUCAUGCCCCAUUGGCUCAUGCUGUGGCUUCCAAUUACUUAUCUUUUGAAUUGGAGGAUCUUUCGUUCCGACAUCUGUUUCCUCAUUCUUAUCUUUAUGUAGAUACAUGGUUGAGAAGUCAUGAGACGGGAAGUAAGCCUUUAAUUGAUAUAUACAAGGAACGGUUGCUUCAGUCUUUAAAAAGUGAUCCUGCCCUUUGUAAGAUGGUGGAUGAAGUCUCAGUCCUAGGUCGUUACAAAAGUCGUUACAGUACAAUGAAGAAGCUAUUAAAAGAUGGCAGGAAGCCAGAGGCAGUGAAUGAUGUUUUGGGUUUGCGAGUCAUAUUGAAGCCAAAGUCAGAUGUAGGAAAUUUGUCUGAAGUAGGCGAGAGAGCAUGCUACAGAACACGUGAAAUUAUCCGAUCUCUGUGGAAAGAAAUGCCUCACAGAACAAAGGACUAUAUUGCUCGGCCAAAAGCAAAUGGUUAUAGGAGCUUACAUAUGGCAGUUGAUGUGAGUGACAAUGGUAAGACUAGACCACCAAUGGAAAUACAGAUUAGGACUACUGAGAUGGACAUGUUGGCAGCAAAUGGAACAGCGUCCCAUUCUUUGUACAAAGGUGGUCUUACUGAUCCAGAAGAGGCAAAGCGGCUCAAGGCCAUAAUGCUGGCUGCAGCUGAACUUGCAGCACUGCGUCUUAAAGAUCUUCCAUCCUCAAAUCAAAUUGGUACUGAGAUUGACCAGAGAGAUCGAGUUUUCCGCCUUCUCGACAAGAAUGGUGAUGGUAGAAUCAGCAUCGAGGAACUUAUGGAAGUGAUGGAAGAGCUUGGUGCUCCAGGAGAAGAUGCACGAGAAAUGAUGCAGCUUCUUGAUUCAAAUAGUGAUGGUUCUCUGAGCUCUGAUGAAUUUGAUUUGUUUCAAAAACAGGUUGAAUUUAUGCGAAAUUUAGAGGACAAGGAUGAUCAAUACAAGACCAUUUUAAAUGAGAAGCUUCAAAUGGAAUAUAACAGUGGCUUGAUUCAGGUAUAUAGCAAAGAACUUGGUAAUAGGCUUGCUAGUUAGACUAGCAUAUUCACCAUGUACAUAAUUUAUUUUCUGUGUGCAUAGUGAAAUUACCGUGUGCUAUACACUGUUUAAGGAUCAGUUUUAGUGUAUCCUCCCAUUAUAUAAAUGCUGAGCCGUGUAUCAACACAAAGAAAUGGAGACACAAUUACUUUUUAUAAUAAAUUAUUCCAUUU
Molecule: messenger RNA, 1972 nt
Organism: Pistacia vera
Lineage: Eukaryota; Viridiplantae; Streptophyta; Magnoliopsida; Sapindales; Anacardiaceae
Product: probable GTP diphosphokinase CRSH, chloroplastic
Exons: 4
Coding region: 63-1796 (577 amino acids)
Biological process (GO): guanosine tetraphosphate metabolic process
Molecular function (GO): calcium ion binding
Source: RefSeq, a predicted model, not a curated record